UCUGCGCCUGUGCCGAAUUCCCGCUGCAAGUGUUGUGGGGGAAAUGAUGCCCAGGUUGGGCAUCCUGGCCCGCUGGCCCCGGGGAGGCCUGUACUGCACACGCGCAGACCGAGCACCCGCGUCAAAAGACGAAGAGAACGAGCGCUCCCCAGGUCCUGCGCGUCCGGCUGCCAGGCUUUCGUCUGUGCAGUGACGCUCGCCGAGCCGCGCUGGCGCGCCCACGUCUGAAGAGCGAUGCCCCGGGAGAUCAUCACCCUGCAGCUGGGCCAGUGCGGCAACCAGAUUGGGUUCGAGUUCUGGAAACAACUGUGUGCUGAGCAUGGUAUCAGCCCCGAGGGCAUCGUGGAGGAAUUUGCCACCGAAGGCACUGACCGCAAGGACGUCUUUUUCUACCAGGCAGACGAUGAGCACUACAUCCCCAGGGCUGUGUUGCUGGACCUGGAGCCCCGGGUGAUCCACUCCAUCCUCAACUCCCCCUAUGCCAAGCUCUACAACCCAGAGAACAUCUACCUGUCGGAGCAUGGAGGAGGAGCUGGCAACAACUGGGCCAGCGGAUUCUCUCAGGGUGAGAAAAUCCAUGAAGACAUUUUUGACAUCAUAGACAGAGAAGCAGAUGGAAGUGACAGCCUAGAGGGCUUUGUGCUGUGUCACUCCAUUGCUGGGGGGACGGGUUCUGGCCUGGGCUCCUACCUCCUGGAGCGACUAAAUGACAGGCCUGCUGCAAGCCCUUUGAGUCAUAGGUAGGAACAGAGCCUGGCCACCCAGGGAACAUCUUGAAGCAGUAAUUCCUGGGAGGGAGGUUUGCCUAGGGAGAAGAGGGGACCCACACAUUUUGAUGCUUCAGGCUUAUCCUUUUUGGCUCCUGGGUUCUGAAGACAGUUCUGCCCUCACCCCUUUUGUACAAGAGCUGGGUGGCACUUGGAAAGGAAUGGCCCCUGUUAUCCCUAGAGAAAACAGAGAUGGCCAGUGAUGGGAGUCCUUCCAGCUCACUGUGCACCUUCCCCUGUCCCUCUUCCU
Hipposideros armiger (great roundleaf bat) is the source of this 1017-nucleotide messenger RNA. RefSeq names its product tubulin gamma-2 chain-like. Lineage: Eukaryota; Metazoa; Chordata; Mammalia; Chiroptera; Hipposideridae. Gene Ontology annotation, biological process: microtubule nucleation; cytoplasmic microtubule organization. The record is from RefSeq and is a predicted model, not a curated record. Bases 235 to 744 code for a protein of 169 amino acids. The transcript is spliced from 6 exons. Gene Ontology annotation, molecular function: GTP binding. Gene Ontology annotation, cellular component: gamma-tubulin complex; microtubule.